AUGGACACUAUCAGACAACUCAACAUGACCAAGAGUGCCUACAACAGUUUCGAAGUACAGUGGAAUAGCCACAGAACUGCGCUCGCUGUGCCCUUUUCCAACGUGAGGAACUCCCAAAGGCUACAUGAAAGGGCUGAAGGAAAUAUCUUGCUUAUGAACGAUAUUAAGCAUGAGUAUGCAGUGACAGCUGGUCAACUCAUUUUCCUCAACUCAAGAGAUUCGCCUAUUACUAGUGGCUAUAUAACUGGCUUGACGCGUCAGUUGGAAGCAAAACUCAAUGAACUCGAGCGACUAUUUCCUCAGUUAAUUGUCCAUGGAGGAAGGCCGACAACCUUUGGACACACCACAAUGCAGCAAUACUUUGAUGCAAUCAAAGAUGAAUGCCACAAAAUAUUGGUUAAAAUCUUAAGACAACUAAUUUUUUCCAUUCUCAUGAACGAUAAUGAGCUUCGUUGGCCCAAUUCGACUGGAACUGAUAAGGCUGCUAGGCUGCUAGUAUCCAUUGCCUCCUCUACAAAGAAGGUUGGAUUAGUAGUAGAUAGUAUUAGCAAUUUUGUCGAUAGAAACUUUGGAGGGGAUCCCAGUAAAAAAGUGCCCAGUGUCGCAAUUGAGCUGCAAAUGCUCAGAAACAAUGAAGAUGCUGAUUUCUUGAGACUGUCUCAAGGAAUGAAAGACUGGCAUACCCUUAGAAAGUGUGUCGAGGAAACAUCCAUUCUUGUUGAAGAGGCACAGAGAUACGAGCAGAACUUAAUCGCUCGUAUUGAUGGCAUCUAUGAAGCUGCUCGCCAGAACCACUUGAUCAAGAUAGAUUACCUCAAGUGGGUAUGGCUGUAUAAAAAAAACAAAUGCCACUUGAUGGAAAUCUUGAAAAAGAAUAAUCCACCAAGGUACAACCCCGAGGCAGGAGAUGAUGAUAUGGUAGUCGUUUGCUUUGCUGACAGAAGUGAUGUCAACCUGUUCUCGCCCAGACCACUUGCUGAUGACCGCGUAGAUGAAGAAGGCAUUGUUGGCAGUGAUAAUAAUGGUAGAGACGAUGAAGUUGAUGAUGAUGGUGAAGAGAGCGAUGGUAGAGACGAUGAAGUUGAUGAUGAUGAUGAAGAGAGCGAUGGUGGCGAGGAUGAUCGUGGUCAUGGUGAUAGUCAAACAAAUAUGGCUGACAGCAUAGCGUCUACACUAGCCUCAGUUAUGCUCGAGCAGCCUACUUAG
Molecule: messenger RNA, 1206 nt
Organism: Mucor velutinosus
Lineage: Eukaryota; Fungi; Mucoromycota; Mucoromycetes; Mucorales; Mucoraceae
Exons: 5
Coding region: 1-1206 (401 amino acids)
Source: RefSeq, a predicted model, not a curated record